AUGCCUUUCUAUAACUCUUACCCAGGCUUCCUCUAUCGCCAGUUCUUGGUCUGCCCUUCCAAGGCCCCAUCCACCACCUCCCUCCGCGGUAAGGCAGGUAUCGUGACAGGAUCUAACACUGGCCUGGGGUAUCAAGCUUCCGUCCAGCUUCUUGGCCUUGGACUCUCCCAUCUGAUUUUGGCCGUCCGGAGCAUCUCCAAAGGAGAAGCUGCCCGAAAAUCCCUUCUCGCCUCGCUUCCCGCCUCUGCUAAACCCCCGGUGGUCGAGGUCUGGGAGCUGGACCUAGGCAGCUAUGCCAGUACAGUCGCUUUUGCCGAGCGCCUCAAGAAGUCCGACAUUCAAGUCGACUUUGCUCUUCUCAACGCCGGUGUUGCCAACUUCAACUUCACCAUCAACCAACCUACCUCUCACGAGUCAAGUAUCCAGAUCAACUGGUUGAGCACAGCUCUCCUGACUCUUCUGUUAUUACCCAUGCUUGAUCAACAGGCUACCAACAACCCCAACCGCGCUCGCCCGGUGAUUUCCAUCGUCGGCAGUGAGACAGCCGCCUGGGCCAAGUUCGCCGAGGCUCAUGUAUCUACCAAGCAGGGACUUCCCCUCAUCGAAGUCUUGGAUGAAAAAGCCAAUUUUGAUAUGGGAGAUCGUUACUAUACCUCCAAGCUGCUCUACCAGCUCUUCUUCCUUGAGCUGUUCCGCAAUCGAUCCAGCGCUAAGCGCUCCUCGGGCGCCAUUCUUAACCUGGUCAACCCUGGUUUCUGUUAUGGUUCUGAGUUGCACCGUACAGCUGAAGGUGCAUUCGGUCAGGUUCUUGGUGGUAUGAAGAGAGUUAUUGGUCGCUCUGUAUCCAUGGGCGCUCGUACCCUGGUUCACUCAUCGGUGUUGGCUGGCGAACCCUCUAAUGGCAAGUACCUCAGUGACAACAAGCAGGCUCCAUUUGCAAAAUAUGGAGACAGUGAUUCUGGUAGAAUCACACAGGCACAGGUGUGGGAGGAGACAGUAUCCGAGUUGGGCCCUGUGGUUGACAUGGACAAGCUGUUGUCGCAGAUUUGA
Penicillium nucicola is the source of this 1050-nucleotide messenger RNA. RefSeq lists its product as uncharacterized. Lineage: Eukaryota; Fungi; Ascomycota; Eurotiomycetes; Eurotiales; Aspergillaceae. The coding region runs from base 1 to 1050 and encodes 349 amino acids. The transcript has a single exon. The record is from RefSeq and is a predicted model, not a curated record.